AUUAUUUUGUUCUAGCGGUUCAAGCACACACAAACGGAUCCCCUUCCACUUUCUUUUUAAACCACGCUGAAACUGAGAGAGAGAGAGAGAGAGAGAGAGAGAAGCGACGAAGGCGAUAUCCGCGAAGAACAACGAAGAAGAUCAACCGGAGACGAACGACGUUGAAGAACACAUCAAACCCAAGUAGAACGAAGAACGAAAUCGACAGACGACGAAGGAUCAGCCGUUCGAUCCAGUAGAAGAAGAACGAACCACACCACUAAGGGAAAAUCCUAGGAAGGAAGUGCUGCGGCAAUGACAAAUGUUCGAAAGCGGACGCUGUCUGGUAGAGCAAAACUACGGCCAAAGUGGUGCGACUCUCUUACCCCACACCAGCAGCUGCAGCAGGGUAGAUCUAUUUGCUUUCGGGUUGCUGAUACUGGCACGGGUGUGUUUGAAUUCUAUUGUAUUCCAUUUGAUUUUGACGAUGAUUCGGACAGCCAGCCGAAAAACCAAAAGAAUGAUGAACCACCACCGCUACCAACAGGUAUCCUUCCGUUCCAGGAAAACGGUGAAAUACCAUGGUUGUCCACAUUUGCUGCCGUGGGUUCUUCUCUAUUCUGUUUUGGAGGUAAAAAAACAGGGGAAUUUCCGUUAUCCGCGUUCUAUCGCUAUGAUGAUGAUGAUGAUACUACUGGUGGCAUUAGGGGUCGUUGGCAUACUAAUAGUAGCUUCGCCAUGAUCCGUGCCAGAUGUCAGCCUCAAAUCAUAGCCAUGGGGGGAAAUCUUCUUGUCAUUGGUGGUCUUUGGAAAAAUUGGGAAGAUGGUUCUUCAUGGGCUGAAGUGUUUGAUCCUUGUUCGAAUUCGUCCAGUCCUGCAGCUUCCCUCCCAAACGAACUACAAGCCAAGCCCAAAGUAGUAACUGCAGCCCUUUGUUCCUCCAAUCAGAUUUUGGUGGCUUCCACCUUGUCGAAUGCUGCCUUUGUUUGUGAUGUCCGGACUCUGGUGUGGGAUGUUUUUGAUCAAUCCGACCAGUUUGUGUUUGGUAAGGGUACUGUUAGCCACUUCCGAGACGUACAAGGUGAAGCAGCCGUUGUUAAGGAUACCAUUUUGUGUUGGUUUCAUUUCCGUGGUAACCUGCUCCGUGCAUACGAUUUGAAACUCAAAAUGUGGUUCGAAAAGCCCAUAACAGGUUUGAAGAAGGUCAGCAAAAUAAUGUCAGACUUAUACGACAAUGAUUUCUCCUUGCUUCCUUUGGAUUACGACCACAUCUGCUUACUUUUGUUUGAUCAUUCGCCCUAUGCUGCCCAAACUUGUUAUUCUGUUUUCCAUUGCAUCAAAGUUCUAGUUUCUAUCAACUGCACCGGGGAGCGUCCCAUUUUCAAGGCUUCUGUUAUCUCCUUCCGAUCUUACUUGCUAAAAAAGAUGUCUCUGCACUUCAUUGAAGCUGUGGUCCUCUGAGUAAUUAUUUUUUUCUGCUCCACGCUUUCCAUUUGUUCUUUCUUUCUAUUUUGUUUAUUUCUUUCAAUUCCGAGGUUGUGAUGCUUUUGUCCCAAAUGAAUAUUAUUAACUCCUUGGAGUGCCUGAUAAUCAUGAAUUUUUUUUUUUAAA
Rhododendron vialii is the source of this 1590-nucleotide messenger RNA. RefSeq lists its product as uncharacterized. Lineage: Eukaryota; Viridiplantae; Streptophyta; Magnoliopsida; Ericales; Ericaceae. The transcript is spliced from 3 exons. Gene Ontology annotation, molecular function: protein binding. The record is from RefSeq and is a predicted model, not a curated record. Bases 295 to 1440 code for a protein of 381 amino acids.